AUGAAUGUCGUGUGGCUUGGAGCCAUAGACUGCCGAGUUUCAACGGAUGCCAUUGCGUGUGUCGAUGUCAUGAUAUCCAGUUUGACGAAAACAUUCAGUGGCUCAUCUAAUGUUACUGGAGGAAGCCUCGUAAUAAACCCCGGCUCUCGGCAUCAUGAUACCAUCAAAGCAGCUUUAUUCGCAAACUACGAGGAGACAUACUUUCCCCUAGAUAACCUUACUCGCAUAGAAAACUGCAAGGAUAUGCCCUGGCGAGUGAAGCGAUGUAAUGAGAGUACCAUUCCGCUAGUCAAUUUGCUCAGUUCUCAUCCGUCAAUCGCUACAGUUCAUCAUCCAUCCACUGCACCAAGUUCAUCUCUAUAUCAAAGUGUGAUGCGCAAAGGUGGAGGCUAUGGUAAUGUGCUGAGUAUCAUUUUCCAUCGUCCAGACAGCGCUGAAUAUUUCUACAAUAUCAUUGAUGUUUGCAAAGGUUCCAGUUUUGGAACCAAUUUCACUCUGGUGAUUCCAUAUGUUCAGUUAGCAAAUUACUGGAACAGAGACAAGGUCCCAAAGUACGGAGUGCCGCAGCAUAUACUUCGCAUCAGCGUUGGGCUCGAGGACAGCGACCGAUUAGUAGCAACUGUUGUCAAGGCACUUAAGGGAGUGGAGGUGUUUGAGUCUCACAACAUUGCCUAG
Molecule: messenger RNA, 675 nt
Organism: Penicillium vulpinum
Lineage: Eukaryota; Fungi; Ascomycota; Eurotiomycetes; Eurotiales; Aspergillaceae
Exons: 2
Coding region: 1-675 (224 amino acids)
Biological process (GO): transsulfuration
Molecular function (GO): cystathionine gamma-synthase activity; pyridoxal phosphate binding
Source: RefSeq, a predicted model, not a curated record